CCCCACCCCCAAAAAAACCCUUUUCCUUCCUCCCUUCUGCCCGCCCAUCGCUGACAUCCUCCUCCGGCCGCCUCCUCCCCCCCCGCUCCGGGCUGCGCGGCCCCCGCCGCCUCAGCGAGCGCUGCGCACAUCGCCCGAGCCUGCAGCACCGAGCGGGAUAAAACAGAGGCAGAAAGAAUGAACAUUUUUGAAAAGUGACAAUAGAAAAGCAUGAAUGUAUGAAAACAUGUCCACAAUGGUGUAUUUAAAGGAAGAGAAGUUGGAGAAGCUUACUCAAGAUGAAAUAAUUGCCAAAACUAAGCAAGUGAUUAAUGGACUAGAGGCCCUGAAGAAUGAACACAAUUCAAUUUUACAGAGCUUACUUGAAACGCUGAAAUGUUUGAAGAAAGAUGAUGAAACUAAUCUGGUUGAAGAAAAAUCAAACAUGAUUCGAAAGUCACUGGAAAUGCUGGAGCUUGGCCUUAGUGAAGCACAGGUAAUGAUGGCCUUGUCAAAUCACUUAAAUGCAGUAGAAUCAGAGAAGCAGAAAUUGCGUGCUCAGGUUCGCCGGCUAUGCCAGGAAAAUCAGUGGCUACGGGAUGAACUAGCCAAUACACAACAGAAACUACAGAAGAGUGAGCAGUCUGUGGCUCAACUGGAGGAAGAGAAAAAACAUCUAGAAUUCAUGAAUCAGUUAAAAAAAUACGAUGAUGAUAUUUCACCAUCAGAGGAUAAAGAUACCGAUUCCACCAAAGAGCCUUUGGAUGAUUUAUUUCCCAAUGAUGAAGAUGACCAAGGACAAGGAAUUCAACAGCAGCAUAGCAGUGCAGCAGCUGCUGCCCAGCAAGGGGGCUAUGAAAUUCCAGCAAGAUUAAGGACCCUUCAUAAUCUUGUUAUUCAGUAUGCUUCCCAAGGUAGAUACGAGGUUGCCGUGCCUCUCUGUAAACAAGCUCUUGAAGAUCUGGAGAAGACUUCGGGUCACGAUCAUCCUGAUGUUGCCACUAUGUUGAACAUACUUGCUUUGGUGUACAGGGACCAGAAUAAAUACAAAGAUGCAGCAAAUCUCCUGAAUGAUGCCUUGGCUAUCCGCGAAAAGACUUUGGGCAAAGAUCAUCCAGCGGUGGCAGCAACUCUAAACAAUCUUGCAGUACUUUAUGGCAAACGGGGAAAGUACAAAGAAGCUGAACCAUUGUGUAAGCGAGCUCUGGAAAUCAGAGAAAAGGUUCUGGGGAAAGAUCACCCAGAUGUUGCCAAACAAUUGAAUAACUUGGCUUUACUGUGCCAGAACCAGGGUAAAUAUGAGGAGGUUGAAUACUACUAUCAGAGGGCACUGGAGAUUUACCAAACUAAGUUGGGACCAGAUGAUCCAAAUGUUGCAAAAACAAAGAAUAACCUGGCAUCCUGCUACCUAAAACAGGGCAAAUUUAAGCAAGCAGAAACUUUAUACAAAGAGAUUCUUACUCGCGCUCAUGAACGGGAGUUUGGCUCUGUAGAUGAUGAAAAUAAGCCUAUUUGGAUGCAUGCAGAAGAGAGGGAAGAAUGCAAAGGAAAGCAAAAAGAUGGCACAUCUUUUGGAGAAUAUGGUGGCUGGUACAAAGCUUGCAAAGUUGACAGCCCAACAGUAACAACUACCUUAAAGAACCUUGGGGCACUUUACAGGCGACAGGGCAAAUUUGAGGCUGCUGAAACAUUAGAAGAGGCAGCAAUGAGGUCUCGUAAACAGGGUCUUGACAAUGUUCAUAAACAGAGAGUUGCUGAAGUGCUGAAUGACCCUGAGAGCAUAGAAAAAAGGCGAAGCCGGGAGAGCCUCAAUGUCGAUGUGGUAAAGUACGAGAGUGGCCCUGAUGGAGGCGAGGAAGUGAGUAUGAGCGUAGAAUGGAAUGGGGAUGGCACUGGAUCUUUAAAACGCAGUGGUUCCUUUAGCAAGCUCCGUGCUUCCAUUAGACGCAGCAGUGAGAAGCUGGUUAGAAAGCUGAAGGGAGGAAGUUCACGAGACAGUGAACCAAAGAAUCCAGGCAUGAAGCGUGCCAGUUCUCUGAAUGUUCUUAACAUGGGUGGCAAGGCUACUGAAGAUCAUUUUCAAGAACGAAAUAAUUGUCUGACAGACUCAAGAGCUCUGAGUGUCAGUCAUACUGAUCUGGCGCAUUGAGAUUCUUGGACAGAAGCUAGCUAAUAUUCCUUUGUGAACAAAGAAGCACUGAGACCUUCAAAGCUUUGGUUCCUCAUCCUUAUGUAUAGGAACACCUAGUUUGUAGAUUUUGUUGGGUUGUUUUUCCAAUGGACUGCUGUUUUUACUUUUCUAAAUAGGGACAAUUUUAAACACAGCAUUAGAGGGUAUUUUCUUCUAAAGGAAAACUAUAUAGAUAUAUAUUGCUCAUUGCACUGCUCCCAUUCAUGCUACUUACAUGGAUUUCUUUCAUAGAUCUGAGUAUUACAGCAGCCAAAAAAUAAGUAAAAAUACAAACAUAUUUAAUGCAUACCAAAAGGCAAAAAGAUUUGAAAAUGCAGGCAAAUUUAAACGUGUAGCAGUAAAUAUAUACAGUGCUGGAAUGAGAAAAGGAUAAAUUUAUGUGCAUUACUGUAUAAAUUCAAAUGGAGCAUACUGUAUUGGUGGGGCUUUGCACCACUGAUUAUUGUAAUAUUAGAAACCUUAGCUGGCAAAAGAGUACUUAGACCUGGCUUUCUUAACCACUAGAUUGAGCUGUUAAAUUGUACAGAGAAGAUGGUUGGGGUGACGUUACUUAGAGAUGGCAUGAAUAGCAAUACCUGUGGCCAUAGCUUUGAUACUCGUUGAUACAAGUUUAUUAGGGCACAAUAAUCAAUGGAGAUAGGAUGGCUCGUGUUGAUCAGGAGAAAAGAGGAAACGUUUUGACCUUAACCUUGUGUGGUUGAAGAAUACUGAAGGUUCAGACUGCAGUGGUGCCAGAGCAGCUGCUCUGAGGGAAGCAUCACGCCUCAGGUUGACUUUCUUGCAUGUUCACUGGAAUUCACAAUCCCAUUCUCUGUACGCUUGAAGGGCUCCAACGUUUCCUUCUGCUGAUCCCAAAUCUGGCCUUUCUCCAUGACAGCUGAUGACAGCAGAAGCAGGCAGUGACACGCUAGGCUGUUCCACUGUGGAGCAGCUGCUGUGCAAAGGACCACGUGAAUCCUAAGGGCCCCAGUGGAAGCACUAGAUGGCCACAAGUGGCAGCCUACUCGUUAGACCACACGUCCAUAUUAAAUCUACUUAUGGUUAAUAUAUAUGCUGUCUGUAUGCAGGACUGCUGCUGGAACUAUGUAUGUAUGUAUUUUACAGACACCAGUAUUUCCUCUUGCUUUUCUGUAAAGCUUGUAAUUAUGAUAUUUUUUUGUAAAAAUUCUUACUCCUGUGAAGUUGGAUGAGAAAGUAAAAAAAAAACAACCAGUGUGUGCAGAAA
Messenger RNA from Apus apus (common swift), 3395 nucleotides. It is a transcript of the gene KLC1, whose product is annotated as kinesin light chain 1. Lineage: Eukaryota; Metazoa; Chordata; Aves; Apodiformes; Apodidae. The record is from RefSeq and is a predicted model, not a curated record. The coding region runs from base 215 to 2128 and encodes 637 amino acids. Gene Ontology annotation, molecular function: kinesin binding. The transcript has 17 exons. Gene Ontology annotation, cellular component: cytoplasm; kinesin complex; membrane-bounded organelle. Gene Ontology annotation, biological process: axo-dendritic transport.